UGUGUGUGACCGAUUACGAAGGCCGGUGGUUUCCACUAUUCAGCGACACGGACCUACGAUGAGAUGUCGAUAAUAACAAUAACAAGACGAGGGAACGAAACUGGUGGAUGUAUCUUAACGCCGUUAUAACAUGGUAUAUUCAUAUAAUUUCAUAGGGUUUACUAGCGAACGGCCAUCGGAAGCAACAAACUGCCAACAUUGGAACCAAUUGUCAACUAGUUAGCAAAUGAUGAAAUGACACGUUGAAAUGGUGCCGCGAAAACGACGAUUGUUCAAAUGUGACAAAGGAGCAAUAGGUAAUCAUUUCGCUUUAAGUACUUAUUUGUUCUGCGUAUACCUAUGACGAACCUACGACAGCCGCCGUUCACUCCACUCUCUUUGACGAUCUUUAUCGCUCGCUUGUUUUAGUGAUGACGGCGUUUCUUUUCUUGGCAAGUUGGCGAGCAGUCGCUCAAGCGACAUAGAGAUACAUAUGUCCACGUAAAGAGAAAUAGCGAAUCAUUCAAAGAAAAUACAUACCGUAUCGUGACCUAGCGAUACCACAAGAGAGGAUGGAUACCUAAAUACAAUCGACGCUCGAAUCAUGAGCACAGUAUGGUUUCAGUUUCUUUGCACAAAUUAUGGUACGGUUUUGUUGUAGAACCGUGGCUCAACGUCGCUAGUGUCUAAUGCUCAAUGCUCCGAAGCAAAAACUACACAACUCAGUUUAGGCAGUGUAAUAGCCCAGUUUGCUGAAUCAACUGGAACCGGCGUUGUCGACGUUUGACAGCGCUUUAAUAAACCGGGAAGCGUCUUUUUGACGGUUUCGAUGCUCCAGUGUUGAAGGCAAGGACUAACCCUAUCAGCUACCGACAUUUUGUCACGGUCAGCUUUUACGGCUUUUUUAAACUAGCAGGAUGAUUUAAUAAUGAUUGACUUGAAAGGGUUCUACAGAGGCUACGCGAAAAGUGCAUCCUUCUCAUAAGAGUAGACUACUCAAGAAAUGCGGAAGAAAUCCCUCAUCGACGAAGUAUCAUCGAGACGAUGGAGAUUCCCAGGAGAAGGGUAGGCUUGGUUAAGGACGACCGCGAGGCGAAAUACAUCGAUAAGUAUGUCGGGUGUUUGCAAGGCGUCCUUGUUGGGGAUUGUCUCGGUGCUCCAUUCGACUCGAACUUCGAUGAUUCACACGGGGCAGAUGAUUCAUUCGAUUAUGACGUAACGACGUACCUCAACAACAUCCGAACAAACAGCGUUUUGCCCGGUCCAUCGGCCGGAAGAAAUCACAGAGCCACUAAAGGCGGCUCCGGACGUGGCUACUACUGUUACACGGACGUAACCGCCACUACCCUCUGUCUCGCUAAAAGUCUCAUCCGAAAACGACGCUUCGAGCCUGCCGACAUCGCUACAAGAUUGACGAAUGAGUACUUCGAAAAUGAGUCACUUGACUCUGAGUAUGGUGACGCCGUACGAGAUGUCUUUCGAAAAUGGAAACACGAUGGAGUUCAUGGAGACGAACGAUUAUAUGGACCAGCUAGGCAACAGUUUGGCGGAAUGGGCAGUUUUGGGAGCGGAGCUGCCAUGCGAACCGCUCCAGUGGCCAUAUUCCUUAAAGACGACCUCGAUGCUAUGAUUGAGACGACAAUCCUUCAGGCGAAAAUGACUCACGCGCAUCCUACCGGUAUUUGUGCUGCCGUCCUGCACGCGCUAGCUUUGAGAGAUGCGCUACUUGCAGAAAAUUCAAACGGGGCCUUUUUUGAUGGAGUGGUCCUAUUUGAUCAAUUGAUAGAACGGAUGGAAGAGAUCGAAGAGGAACUCGACGGUUUCCGUCCUCUAACAUACAAGCUGCACGCAGCUAGAAAGCUGCUGCUCGAUGCGGCUUUUCCAGAGCAUCCACCGGUUGAAUCAGCUGAUCUGGUGCGUCUUCUAGGAAAUGAUAUGACUGCCCAGGGGUCUGUAGUGACUGCUCUCGCGUGUUACAUCUUCGGCUGCCAGGAGAAUGCCAAUUUCAAACUUAUCAACAAGUCGGACAACGCAUUCAUGCGGACGCUGGAAGCAGCACUUCGUUGUGGAGGGGACGCUGAUACGAUAGCUUCAAUGGCCUGCUCUUUAGUUGGAGCUCGCAAAGGCGCCAGGAUUAUUCCAGCCAUUGUCCUUCGUCAAUGCCAGGCUGUAGAGACUGUGACUAAGGAUAGAGCAGAACCGGGUACGAACAUCACCGUAUCAACAUGCGGGUUACGCAUGGUUCUCGUUCGGAGAAGCGCAGUGAAUCUCAUAAACGCAGUUCUCUGCUUACUCAGCGCUAACUCCAUAAUCCAACGCAAUGAAAAUUGCUGAAAUUUUCGCUACGGAUUCCACGUUCGCCUGCGAUUUAUGAUGCCUCUGAAAAAUUCUACUGGACAUCUGUUGUAAAUAAACUGUGCAAAUUUAAACCCACUUUUUGCAACCUUCAUUGUUGCCUCUGUAGUACAUCUGAAUAUAAUGGUAAAGGUGAAAUUUCUUUGUUGAUAAACUAGCUUAUGCGUCAUAUCACCCUAUAGGCACACAAAGGGUCCUUUAAAUUCCUACCUUCUCUAAACCGCGGGGUUUUCUUCCGUUACUGACCCAUACACUGCGAUAAUAUUUAUGAAGUCAGCUUAAAUCCUAAUAAGAACAGUCACUAUCAACUCUACGCUAAAGUUAUCUGAAUUGAAAGGGAUUUUCACUUUUAGCUAGUUUUAAUUUCAAGUUACUCUCGAGUAACUCACACACAGUCAAAAUUGAUUUCUAAGUAAGCUCAAGAUGAAGUCAUAUCGAUUAGAUUCCACGUUUAGAGCUUCUGACAAAAAUAUAUAAACAUCCAAUAAAGAAAAUAACAGGAAAUCGAAACUCGACAACGCAGUUCUUCUUAAGAAUAAAAAAAAAAAAAACUAUUAGAAUCUUUUAUAUAUCCUUAAUACUACCUUUAUUUAUAAAGGUAGUAUUUACACACUAUUUAAUAGCGGAGAAAUCUGCGUUUUUACAGGUUAGACGACAAAUUUAUAUCACCAUUUCGAGCACAUAGCACCAAAGCUUGAACGUUAUUUAAGUUUUUCAAACACCUUAAAUGAUAUCACAGGUGACCUCGUUUAUAUUUUUGAUGACAGUGUAAAUAUGUCCAGUGACCACGUUACGUAUUUUAAUUAACGUUACGAAUAGAAAAUGUAAAAAGUUCAUGGAAAAUGAUCGCUUAGUUAGUAGAAGUUGACAGAACUAUAAUACUUUUAUGUAACUGCAUUAUUCUGCUAACUUUACUGUCAAGCGAGGGUAUCUGUCGUCGUCUACUAGAGAUUACAUAGUUAAUAUCACCUGCUUGACUAUUCAUAAUACUAAAAUAGUAGUUUGUUUCAUGAUUCUGCAAGCGAAGUAUACAGAUCUUGUAAAUGACGAAGCUUAAUCUAACCUGGGGCCUACUGGUAUUCCUGUUUUACGCCGUUUUCGGCUUUGAAGCAAAAGCCAAUCAUGAAAAGCUGAUUGUUCGUAAGUACCACGGACUCGCUAGAAGUUUACCGCUGUAGACUUUGAAUCAAUGACAGGUUCCGAUAUACACAAGACGAAACAAAACGUUAACAACUUAGUGGAAGUUAAAAUUCCAUGCCAAUGAUACGGGCUCCUAGAAACAUAGUUACGCCACCUGGAAGUGAUUCAGAUUGCGUUGGGUAGUGUCUUGAACAAACUGAUGUUAGAAAACCCCUACGUCCUGAAAGAUAUGUAGAUGUUGUGAACGAAUAUUAGUGUUUACAGACAACUCUGUUUAGAACUAGGUUUCCUGAUGGACUGACGACGGUGUUGAGUUUUUAUCCAGGCCGGAUUCGAAAUGGUGGUACUCCUCGACUCUCUUCGGUGCUUCCUAGCUCCUUGAGGCUGAAGAGCCUGGCGCACUAUAGCCGGUACGAAUGCCGACAUCAAAGAAGCGCAAAAAGACACAGACGUUUGUUUGUCCUGACUGUUAAACUGUGCUGUUCAAUUCGAGGCCUAUCUGCUGAAAUUAGUCCUAGUACAUAAAACUAUUAUAUACUAUUUCGGGUCAUUUAAAACGACCUAGAAUCCAAGCUGCACCGACUCACAGCCAAAAUGCUGUAUCUAGAAUUUGUAAUUUUAAGGACCUUAUAAACUCGGCCUUGCCCAUUUAGUCAUACCCUAAUGGCGACAUACCUCAACAGCCAUGAACACAUUGUGGGAACCCAAAUCAUUACCUGCAAUGGAAAAACGAAAGGGUUGUCCUGAAGAAUGUAUUGCAUAUGUAUAGAGUUUGGAAGUAAUUCUGUGUUUCCAGUCCGAACGAUCGCUGCUUACAUGUUACUCCCUCAAAAAGACGAAGUUUCCGUUUAAAAUCUGUCGAAUUUUCGAAUAUGAGCUAAAUCCGUCGUCGUUGUACUAUGCCUAUUAAGCCGUAGAGACGCCUUUAUUAGAAUAAUACAAGGUCAUAGGCCCGGUAAAAAUGAUAUUAACGACGAGUCAUUUA
Varroa destructor (honeybee mite) is the source of this 4459-nucleotide messenger RNA. RefSeq names its product ADP-ribosylhydrolase ARH3-like. Gene Ontology annotation, cellular component: mitochondrion; nucleus. Lineage: Eukaryota; Metazoa; Arthropoda; Arachnida; Mesostigmata; Varroidae. The record is from RefSeq and is a predicted model, not a curated record.